AUGUCCGUCAUGGUGAACGCAAAACCACGAACAUUGUGGAUAGCCUCGUGUGGUCUCCUUAUUCUAAUAUGGUCGCUUUGGGCUCUGCAAAAACAUACACAUGCACUUACCGAUAGUAUUCCAUACAUAAACGACAAACCUCCAGCCCCCGUGCGAAUCACAACCCACUCAGCAUCCCCAAUGUCCCGUACAAGCUCUCCAAGACCUACUGCUUCGGCUGGGACCACAGAGGAACGUCCUUAUUCCAUGUCGACCAUAACACCAUUUACGCCGAGUCAGCGAGUCGAGACCGAUCGGCCCCUAAUUUUGUACGCAUACUUUGAGACGGACAAUUCACGCGCGAACUUCGAAUUCUUCCUCAAACACGGUCUGCAUGCAGGCGCUGAUUUUCUGUUUAUUCUUAACGGGGAAAAUAAGGCCGAGGACAGGCUUCCAAAGGCGGACAACAUCAAAUUCGUUAAGAGAGCAAACGAUUGCUAUGAUCUGGGCGCAUUCGCAGAAGUCUUGACCAAGAAUGACUUGUACAAAAGGUACAACAGAUUCAUCACCAUGAAUGCGAGCAUUCGAGGACCAUUUCUGCCCUACUACGCUACGGGAUGUUGGAGCGACAUGUAUCUCUCCCGCCUCACGGAGAAGAACAAGCUUGUCGGUAUGACAUUAAAUUGUAAGCCGGUAAACCACGUGCAAUCCAUGAUUUGGGCCAUCGACCGAGUCGGACUCGAAGUUCUCCUAUUCCCAUCCGAGGAGCUACAAGCGAAAUUCAAGGCAGGCAUCAAGCCAUUCAGAGAAGGGGAACCCGUUCCACCAAUGGAGAUUCCGGGUAUCAACCAUUGUCCGCAUGAAUAUUGGAAAGCUGUUACUGUCGAGGUACACGCUACGCCACUUAUCGAAGCCGCAGGCUAUACGGUCGAUGCAAUGAUGUUUGCAGCACACUCGAGCGAAACUUUUCAAGAAGAAUGCUCGGCAUAUCCGGAUCCGUUAUACGAAGGGAGUUAUUUCGGAACCGAUAUCCAUCCUUUUGAUACCAUAUUUGCGAAAGCGAAUAGAGGUACGAACCAAAAAGUUGUCGAUAGAUUGACCGAGUGGGUGGAUGGUCGAAAGUACAGUUCAUAUGAUUAUUGCCCUACAUAA
Glarea lozoyensis ATCC 20868 is the source of this 1131-nucleotide messenger RNA. RefSeq lists its product as uncharacterized. The transcript has 2 exons. The record is from RefSeq and is a predicted model, not a curated record. NCBI's taxonomy places the organism in Eukaryota, Fungi, Ascomycota, Leotiomycetes, Helotiales, Helotiaceae. The coding region runs from base 1 to 1131 and encodes 376 amino acids.